AAAAAAAACAACCUUGGAAGCUCGGCAGCUGCUGUUAGGACAACUUUUUUAACCGUCUAAGAUAAGAGUUGCUUGGUAACGUAACGAUAAUUAUGCCAUAAUGAUAACGAAAAAGUCCCAUGGUUUAAUGAUGUGGCGAAUAUUAAGCUCCAUCUCACGAGGUGUGCGAAAUGUGAGGCCAAGUCAGUGUUAUUCACAGGAGUGUGUGGAUGAGAAACAUGACAGCAAAGACGCACAGCCAGAUACAUAUACUCUCACAUAUUUCUCACCAUGGCAGUACAAGGACACAUACAAGUCUGUAUCCAGUAAAGACAAUGGACAGACACUGUCCAUUAGAACCUUGGAAACUGGAAAGUAUAACUGGGCUUCUAAAUUACCAAAAAUAUUCAAUGAUAUUCAAGAGAAAGAAGACAAGAGGAGUGGAUGUGGCAGCAGAGAGGAGUUCCAAGUCAGUUGUAAGAAUUGCCCUCCAUGGCACUGGGAAAUCCUCCUCAACCAAUCUUCAGUCAAGCCUUGUAGUGAGAGUGAGAGAAGGGAAGACAAACGAAAUCACUCAGAGGACCGGUAUGGAACACGAUCUUGGGAACAAAGAGAGCAGUUUCUCUUAAAACAUUCAAUUCUGCAGGCACUGAGAUGGGGCUCUGCAGUUGCACUGACAUGGUCUUUGUACCAUGACUGGGGCAGUCAACGAUGCAAGAAUCCCCUCUACAAACAUAAGACACAAGAGCAGCUGUACUCAAGUAACAAGACACAAACAAUAAAAUCAUUGUAUAAUGAAGCAGAUCACAAAGAAAGUGGCAACAAGAACUGCAGUAGUGAAGAGCGUUCACACAGCAAGGACAACAUGUGCAAUCGCUGCACGCAACAUGAAAGUCAUCGACCAGAUGUUGAGCCUGUAUAUAAUAGUCUUGUGGGAAGCCAUUCUCCUUUUAGUUUCCUCUGGAACAUUAUUUCAAAUCAAAAUAAAUUAACAAAUCAAAUAUUUACUAAGUCAGCAUUAAAGGACAAGCCCCCAGACAGCAUAUUAAAUGAUAUUGUUAUCCCAGAUAUUCAUUCGCAAGUCCAAAAUUUCCAAGGUCACAGUACCAGUGAAGAGUCACUGACACAAAUAUGCGAAAUUGUAACUGCAUCUUCAGUACCAACAGAAACUCAGUUUAUGCAAUAUACUCAUCCCAUACAAAGUGAAGACUUACAUUUUGAGGAUUCUGAAGGCUGCUUGGCCUCUGAGUUGCUUGAAAAGUCACAGGCCUCAAAUCUUGAACAAGAAUAUUCCCAAAACAGCCAUGUCAAUAAACAAAAUAUCCUUCCUGAUAAUAACAAGGAUAAGGGAAACUUGGAUAUAGGAUGUACAAAGGCCAUCAAAGAAACUAGAGAGCAAAACUGGGAAUCUAUCUCAGUUUCUGCCAAGCCUUUAAAAUGCUCUUUGAAAAACGAGAUGAAACUACAAGACUUAAUAUAUGGGGAGAGUGAGCUGUCUGCUGGAGCAGGUGGUUCAUCUGAGCAUCCUCACCAAAAUAUUGGCAUUACAGAAUUCAAUGACAGUUUCAUGGAGAUCUUGAGUGCUGGCAGUCAAGACAUUAAGGCCAUACAGGACAAGCUGCUGGGAGUCCUGGAGAGCGACGUGGGCUACAGCAUCGUCGACGUGGAAACAGAGUCGGCCGUGAUGUCCUUCCGGGCUGGGUCCCUGCUGGGUGAUCCCUCGGCCAUGUUCAACCUGGCCCUCUGCUACCACCUUGGCCAUGGUGUAAACCAGGAUUUGAAAAUGGCCCGUGAGCUGUAUGAGGCAGCCAGUGUAGCUGGACACGCGUGGGCUACGUACAACUUGGCUGUUCUUGUGAGCCAGGGACAAGGAGGAUCUUCUGACUUAAAAUGUACUUACAAUCUUCUUAUCAAGGCUGGAGAGAUGGGUGUUCGUGAAGCUCAGGAAGCUCUCAAGCUGUUAGAACAGAAGAGGAAUUGUGUUCGGAAAGAAGAUCCAUUAAAGUUUUCGAAGUCGGAACCUUCCCUCACAUCCAGGUCAUCUGGAAUGUGGUCCUCGUAUUCCACCAGCGAUCUCGAGUUCAUGGAUGAAUCCGAUAUUUCAGUGUCCAUGGAGGUUUUGGCAGAUCUUAAUGCAUCCCAGAAGACAUCAAAAUCAUUUUAUCUUGGAUUGUAAUUGAAAAUCAUGUUUUUUACUGUAGAAUAAUGAAAAUUUUGUGUGUAUUAAGAGCAGAAUCAAGACAGCAUAGUUGUAGGUCACAAUGCUGACAGGUAUGUGGAGAAAAUACAGAAAUGGUGCUCCUUGACUUACAAUGGUCUUACGUUCUGACAAACCCAUGAUAAGUCGAAAAUAUUGCAAGUCAUAUAUGAAUUUUUGCUAAAUAAAUAAGUAAAUAACUACUGUCAGUGAAUAAGUAAAUAAACAAAUAAUUACCAUAACUAACUAAAUACUACUGGUAUUGAAAAAUAAAUGCACAGAAGCUAUGGACUUGCCACCUUCAUACUGGGUAAUUGUCUUAAGUUUCAUCUCCAAAUUGCUUUUGCACCAUCGUAAAGUCGAAAUAUUGCAAGUCGAACCAUCUUGAGUCUAGGACCACCUGUAUUUUCCUUUAACUGGAACUUUUCAAGGUGAACUCUGGUAUUAAAUACCAAUAAUUACUUAAGAUGUGUGUUGUACUUAGAUAUUCAUUGAGGAGACAUUUUUGAUAGUGGGGAUUCUUCAGUUCACUUGGAUAAAAAUAAAGUUCCAUAACUCCUCAUUAAAUGUAGUAUCCCGGUGCUUAAUAAUAAUAAUAACAAUCUUUAUUUCUACAAGUACAUGAUACAACUUAUACAGACCAUAGCUGACAUCAAUGACAUACUACAUAGAAAGCCCCUGGAUAUGCAGAGCAUUUUGGGCAACUUAGGUUUAGUUUUGUCCCCCAGGAUGUGACCUACAGGCAGGCUCUGCUUUACAGCGUUUUGCUAAUUCAGCAGUUUUCAAUUAUACCCAUUCUUCAUUUAUUCAGACUUCCUGUAACAAAUAUAUUUACCACUCGCUAUAAGCUAAGGAUGAAAAUAUUUUAUGGUAAGUAAUGUGUGUACUGUAUAUGCAGUUUUUAGGCCUAGCUCUAUUCCUCACUUGAUAUAUGAUAGUAUAAACAUGUUAUCAGGCUUUUAUAUGCAUUUGAAAAUGAAAAAAGGGUAUACAGUGGAACCCCGAAUGUCGGCUGCUGCGUUUAUUGACCGAAUCGUAUUUAGGCUGGUUUUUGGGUCGAAAUUUUCCUCCAUAUUUCAGCCGGUGCCUCGCAAGUUGGCUGUAUUAGACGUGUCAGCUCACCUCCCGCCAGGACGCCACGUGUAGGUGAGCCAGUCUCCCUGUGUCUCUCGGAGAAUGAGCAUAUUCUCUGCGCAUUCAUCCAAACAUUUCCUUAAAAUCCAUUGGUUUUUGUGCUUGUUUAUUAAGUGCGUGUGCUCCAGCUUGCCAGGAUGUAUGGCAAAAACAAUUCAACAAUCACUUCUAUCUUGGCAAAGAAAGAACAAAUCAAGGAAGCUGAUGUGGUGGAAGGUGUAAACAUGUUAAUGAAAAAGAGAUCACAAACAAUGGAAGAUGUGGAGAGAGGCAGGGAAUGUAACAGGCAGGCAGGGAGUGUAGCAGGGAAACAGGGAGUGAGGAAGGGAGGCAGGGAGUGUAGCAGGCAGGCAGGGAGUGUAGCAGGCAUGCAGGAAGUGAAGCAGGCAUGCAGGGAGUGUAGCAGGGAAACAGGGAGUGUGGAAGGGAGGCAGGAAGUGUAGCAAGCAGGCAGGGAGGAAAGUAACCCAGAGAGGGCUUUGAUACCUGAAGUUCUUAUGGAAGGGGGUUCCCCUUCCAAACAAUAAUCAGUCCUCCCUCUCUCCUCCUCCCUGUCUUCCAUAAGCCAACAAGAGUCUUGAAUAAAGGUAUGUAAUAGUGACUUAAAUGUUCAUUUAUUUAUUUUAUUUAGUUCUCAUUGUUUUGUGUAUGUAAAACUAUAAUCUUUAAAAAAUUGAUUUUUUGUUAAUUAUUUGGGUGUCUGGAACGGAUUAAUUUUAUUUACAUUAAUUCUUAUGGGAAAUAUUGCUUUGAAUUUAGGUCUUUUUGAAUUUAGGCCGACCUUCUGGAACGGAUUACAGUCAAUAUUCGGGGUUCCACUGCAUUUCACUUUACAGCGAUUUUCACUUUACAGUAAAAGCCCAGAACCUAAAUUGCUUAAUUAAGUUGGGCCUUCCUGUACUUAUUGCUAGGUAACACCCAGGUACCUACAAAGUGCUUCAGCUAUGAGGGUAGUAUGUUCACCCCAUGUAGAGUGGGUUGGUAGUUUGGACCUGCAUAACUUGCUGUGCUCAUAAAGGAGGGCCCCAUUUUUAUGGCUGUUAGGUUCCUGAUCCUCAACGAUAAGCAAAAAUUGCCGGCAAGUGGAAAAGAGCAUUUUUUCAAUAUCAGCUCUGUCUAAAAUGCCUAAUAAUGUGUUUACACUCUCAUAUAUUAAGUGCUCAAUACAGCUAAGCAUAAAAAAAAAGAUACAAAGUAAAUUAAAUACACAGUACAUGCAAUACUUACCUUUAAAUAUGGUGCUGGCUGCCCUUCCCUUAUGCAACUGUUGUGAGUAAACAGAGAAGAAGCACUGAAAAUAAUGUGCAGUGACUUAAUUGAAAACUGCUAAAAUAGCAGAACACCAAAAAAAAGGGAGGCAGAAAUGUGGGGCCCUCCUGUAUUGGUCUGGUACAUGGAGGGACAUUCUCCAAGGCUGUACACAGAUGCAGUGGUCGCUCAAUUAUCUAGUCUAAAGGGAAGACUGGUGUGGAUGGGUAAUUAAAAUUUUAGAUAAUAAGGAUAAUAAAAAUAGCGAUAGGUGAUGUCAUCAUGGCUAUUCAAUAUAUUUAUAGAUGAGGUUGUAAGAGAAGUGAAUGCUUGGGUAUUAGCAAGAGGUGUGGGGUUAAAAGAUAAAGAAUCUAACACAAAUUUGGAGUUGUCACAGUUGCUCUUUGCUGAUGACACUGCACUUUUUGGAGAUUUUGAAGAGAAGUUGCAGAGGUUGGUGAAUGAGUUUGGUAGGGUAUGUAAAAGAAGGAAAUUAAAAGUGAAUACAGCCUCUUCUCACUUAAUGAGUUCUGUUCCUAAGACUAUGUCAGUAAACGAAUUUGUUGCUAAGUGAGGAACAUGCUAUGAUGGUAGUGGGUUUGUGUCAGCCAUCUUUGAUAUUAUUUUAAUGCCACCUUUGAUCAUUUAUAACAUUUCUGGUAUAUUUUUAAAUGUUUAUACAGUAGAGUAUAGUACAUAUAUUGUAAUAAACAGAAUAGAGGAAAUCAGCUCUUGGUAUACAUACUGGUCAGAGAGCCUGUUGUAAGUCCAAAUCGUCGGUAAACGAGUAUGUCGCUAAGUGAGGAGAGGCUGUAUGGGAAGAGUAAGGUGAUGAGGAUAGCAAAAAACUUUAGGUAAUGACAGAUUGGAGGGAGAGAGUAUGGAGGAGAUGAAUGUAUUCAAAUAUUUAGGAGUGGAUGUAUCAGCAGAUGGGUCUAUGAAAGAUUAGGUGAAUCAUAGAAUUGAUCAGGGGAAAAAGGUGAGUGGUGCACUGAGGAGUCUGUGGAGACAAAGAUCAUUAUCCAUGAAAGCAAAGAGGGGAAUGUAUGCUAGUAUAGUUUUAACAACACUGUUAUAUGGGUGUGAAGCAUGGGUGGUGAAUGUUGCAACAAAGAGAAGGCUGGAGGCAGUGGAGAUGUCAUGUCUGAGGGCAUUGUGUGGUGUGAAUAUAAUGUAGAGAAUCAGUAGUUUGGAAAUUAGGAAGAGGAUUACCACAAACUAUUAUCCAGAGGGCUGAGGAGGGGUUGUUGAGGUGGUUUGGACAUGUAGAGAAGCUGGAAUGAAUUAAAUUGACUUGGAGAGCAUGUAAAUCUGUAGUAGAAGAAAGGCUGGGUAGGGGUCAACCUAGGAAAGGUUGAAGGGAGGGGGUAAAUCAGGUUUUGUGUGCGAGGGGCUUAGACUUCCAGCAAGCAUGCAUGAGCGUGUUGGAUAGGAGCGAGUGGAGACAAGUGGUUUUUAGGACUUGAUGUGCUGUUGGAGUGUGAACAAGGUGACAUUUAUGAAAGGUUUCAGGGAAACCAGCAGGGUGGACUUGAGUCCAGGAGGUGGGAAAUACAGUGCUUGCACUCUGAAGAAGGGGUGUUCAUGUUACAGUUUUAUAACUUUAGUGUAAGCAAGGCAAGACAGUGAUGGAGUGAAUGACGAUGAAAGUUUUUUUUUUAUUUUUUUCAGGCCACUCUGUCUUGGUGAGAAACAGCUGAUGUGUUAAAAAGAAAAAAAGGAUAAUCAGGCCAAGAGGUAGUGCCCUGAUUCUGGGAACAGGUUUAUAAUCCAGAUUAUUAUUACACUAAUACAGUACAAUUUUUAUUUCUUUAUGCUGGACAAUAAUGUUAUAUACAUGUAGUAUAUAGAGCCUCUCCUCACUUGGCGGCAUACUCAUUUACCGACGACUCGGACUUACGACAGGCUCUCUUGACCAAUAUGCAUACCUAAAUAAUAUAUAUUAAGACUUAUGAUGGGCUCUCUGACCAGUAUGCAUAAAUAACGUAUUAGAGCUGAUUUCCUCUAUUCUUUUUAUUACAGUAUACAGUGCACUACUGUAUAAGCAUUUAAAAUACCAGAAAUGUCAUAAAUGGUGCAAAGGUGACAUUAAGGCAAUAUCAAAGAUGACUGACACAAACCCACUGCCAUUAUAGUAUGCUCCUCACUUAGCGACGAAUUCGUUUACCGACAUGGUCUUAGGAACAGAACUCCAUCGUUAAGUGAAGAGAGGCUGUAUACAGUACACUACUGUAUAAACAUUUAACCUUUAAACGGUCCAAACGUAUAUAUAUAUUCACUCGCGCAGCGCCCCGAAUAUUUUGAAAAAAAACUAUUUUUUUUUUAUAGAAAAAAAGAGCACAUUUUUUAAAAUGUUUUAGAAUAAAAAAAAAUAGGGUCAGUACUUACAGUGAUAUGAGGCAGAGAAGUUGGCACUGGAUGCUCAUGUGACGGCAACAUGGAGUCCUGCCACUUGCAGAAGUGUUGCCGAUUUACCUUUCUUCUAUUUUUUGUAUUAUUUUAUAUAAUUUUUAUGUUCUGAUAAUUACAAUUUAUAGUAGUUCUUAUCAUUUCAUAACCAAUCUUUGUUCUGACACUAGUAUUAGGUACUGAAAUUGUACUCAAAUUGUCAUGAGUACAUUGACAGGUGGACAUUUACACCUGCUUUGAUCAUUUAUUAUUGUCUUGGAAUAUAUACAAAGUAUUUAUAGGUCGCAGCAAUGUUUUGGAUAUGUGGAAGUAUAUAAUAAUAAUAAUGAGGAGAAGGAGGAAGAGGAGAACGAGGAAGAGGAGAAGGAGGAAGAGGAGAAGGAGGAAGAG
Cherax quadricarinatus is the source of this 7357-nucleotide messenger RNA. RefSeq lists its product as uncharacterized. NCBI's taxonomy places the organism in Eukaryota, Metazoa, Arthropoda, Malacostraca, Decapoda, Parastacidae. The record is from RefSeq and is a predicted model, not a curated record. Gene Ontology annotation, molecular function: protein binding.